Apodemus sylvaticus (European woodmouse) is the source of this 1737-nucleotide messenger RNA. RefSeq names its product profilin 2 (gene Pfn2). The transcript has 4 exons. Gene Ontology annotation, molecular function: actin binding. NCBI's taxonomy places the organism in Eukaryota, Metazoa, Chordata, Mammalia, Rodentia, Muridae. Gene Ontology annotation, cellular component: cytoplasm. Gene Ontology annotation, biological process: regulation of actin filament polymerization; positive regulation of actin filament bundle assembly; actin cytoskeleton organization. Bases 104 to 526 code for a protein of 140 amino acids. The record is from RefSeq and is a predicted model, not a curated record.
CCGCCUCCUCCCCGCCCCCGCCCCGCCUCCGCCGCCGCCGCCGCCGCCGCCGCUGCUGCGCCUCUGCUCCUGCCGUCCCCGCUGCAGUGCGAAGGGCUCGAAGAUGGCCGGUUGGCAGAGCUACGUGGAUAACCUGAUGUGCGAUGGCUGCUGCCAGGAGGCCGCCAUUGUCGGCUACUGCGACGCCAAAUACGUCUGGGCAGCCACGGCCGGGGGCGUCUUCCAGAGCAUCACGCCAGUAGAAAUAGAUAUGAUUGUAGGAAAAGACCGGGAAGGUUUCUUUACCAACGGUUUGACUCUUGGAGCAAAGAAGUGCUCUGUGAUCAGAGAUAGUCUAUACGUUGACGGUGACUGCACAAUGGAUAUCCGGACAAAGAGUCAAGGCGGGGAGCCAACUUACAAUGUUGCUGUUGGCAGAGCUGGGAGAGUCUUGGUCUUUGUAAUGGGAAAAGAAGGGGUCCAUGGAGGCACAAUUAACAAGAAAACAUAUGAACUCGCUUUAUACCUGAAGAGGUCUGAUGUGUAAGCAGCCUCUCCCCAUCUACCUACCAACUGUCUUCAUUACCACCCUAAUUACGGUCACAGUGCUACCAGACUGUAGGUGGUAGCUAGUUUUUCCUUCCUUAUUUUCUAAUGUCAUGAUUCCCAAAGGGUCAUUUGUAUGUUAAGUACUGUGUGUAACCAACCCUUAUCUGGCAUCAUAAUUGCAGCACAAUAAUGAUUUGCAUGAUAUCUUGAAAUUGGGGGAAGGGGGCAUGCCAAGUUGGGCAUCACUUCGUCUUAGCAAUUAGUGGAAUACUGAUUACUAAAAUAAGUUACUGUUAAGCAAGGCGCCCGCCCGCCGGUGUACAGUCCCUGCCUGAUCCGUCUCCAGCACCUCGGGCAUUCACUGGCUCACUUAGUCUUCCUUUCGUAGCGCACGGCUGGUAGGAGGAAGUGCACGCAUCCGUACUUCACACUCCUCAUCCCUCCCUUCCAACAUGGGGCGUUUGCUUUGCUUCCCUUCUCCUUUGUGCAGUGCCUGGUUUAUUUCACCUAAUUAAUACCUCCUCUGUUGAUGAGCUAUUGAGAGUUGCAGUGAUUUACUUGUAAUACGAUGAGCGCACUGGGGACAGACUAUUUGUAGUGUCUAUAGGACUUGAAGCGUGCAACUUCAGGAGCAAAGGCACUUCCUCCCAUGACCUUACUACAGUAACCAUACCGAUCAAAUUCCCAGGGACAUUCUGUCAUCGCAGUAGCUCAGACUUGUCUUUUCUUUGCACACCAGCUGUACUCUUGAGUAAAAUGUAAAAGGCUGCCAUUGUGGAUAUUAGGUAUCCCAACAUAACCAUCUGGAGUGUGUCCAGUUUAUUUUUCAUAGGACCAAUUUUUAUUUGCAGCUUACGUUUUUAUAUGAAGUUGCAUUAUUGUGGACUUGGCUGUCUUGUGAUGUAUUUUUUUCAUAUGUAUCCUGUGCCAUACUAUUGUUAAAAUGAACUGUUGCUAUUGUGAGAUGGAUUUUCUUUCGAAUGGCACUACUUUAGGGACAUUCUAGUAUUUGCUUCUAUUGUUUGGGCAUUGUGGAUAAUGUACAGAUUUAAAAACAAAUCUUGUUGCUGAUUUGUCCAUUUCUUUCCCUGCACUUUGUUACAUCUGGGAUACAGUCUAACUCAUCUGAUUUAAUAUGCAUUUAAAAAAAUGCCAUAACUAUUAAACACCUUGUUUACAGACAGAUGAAAUAAAUUUAUUCCAACCAAA